Etheostoma cragini (Arkansas darter) is the source of this 571-nucleotide messenger RNA. RefSeq names its product cytochrome c oxidase assembly factor 4 homolog, mitochondrial (gene coa4). Lineage: Eukaryota; Metazoa; Chordata; Actinopteri; Perciformes; Percidae. Gene Ontology annotation, biological process: mitochondrial respiratory chain complex IV assembly. The coding region runs from base 202 to 453 and encodes 83 amino acids. The transcript is spliced from 3 exons. Gene Ontology annotation, cellular component: mitochondrial intermembrane space. The record is from RefSeq and is a predicted model, not a curated record.
UACUAUUUUACGGUUACACUUUCGUCCUCCGGUCAAAUGCGUCUUCCACGGCAUGCAACAGCGUUGAAUCCAAUGACAGUAACAGAAGUGUUCCAUAGUCAUGCAGGUUAUGGAAACUUAAUUUCCGUGUCUCGACGGACAAAACCGCCCAGAGAGAAUAAACAGCAGACUCCCUGGGUCAGCACUGUGCAUUGAAACAGGAUGGCCUCCUCUUCACCCCAUGACCGCAGCCGUAAAGACGAUGAUGAUGACGACCCUGUUGAACGGAUGAUAUCCCGCACGGGCUGUGCUGAGCUACACUAUGCUGUGCAGGAGUGCAUGGCUGAGCACCAGGACUGGCGUGUGUGCCAGAGCCAGGUCCAGACUUUCAAAGACUGCAUGAUGAAUUUCCAAAUCGCCCGGAAAGAACAGCUCAUGAAGCAGCAAACCUCCACUGAGUCUGCACCCAGCUGAACUUACAACACCACACACACACACACACACACACACACACGCUGGGAUGUGUUGACAAAAUGCGCUUUAGGUGGAAAGACUGUACCUCAUUUAAUUAUUGUUAAUGAAAAUAAAGCUA